AUGCAAAAUUUGCAAGACUUCCUUAAUAAUAUGAAUAAUUAUAAACAAAUAGACAUUCCUUGUUAUUAUAGAAAUCAAUUUAAAAGCAAAGAAAGCCUAAUCAAUCCAAAUUUUUAUGAAAUUUCACAAAAGUCAUAUUAUAAUUUUAUAUAAGGCUUUUAAACCAGGAUUAUCAUAAAUUAAAUAAGAAAUGGGACAAAUAGAGCAAAUAGCUUUUUAUAUUGAUUAUGAUUAAAUAUUUUCAGAUGAAAAACAAAAAAAAUGUCAAUCCUACUACAGAAGAAUGGAGAGAAUUAACAAAUAUUUUAGGAUUUGAAGAAUAAAUAUUGAAAUAAAGAUGGAUAACUUUAAUAACUCCUAUGGCUAAAAGCCUAAUUUGGGAAAAAGAAGAGGACGAUAUCAUAAAGUUAUAGAUGAAGUAUGAAUUAUAAGUAAAUUACGUAAUAGUGUAAAAUAAGGAAAACAUAUUUGGACUGAAAUAGCAUUAGAAUUAUAUAAUCAUAAUAAUGGUAUGUAUGUUAGAACUCCAAAAUAAGUUAGAGAAAGAUGGAUGAAUUAUUUGAAUCCUGUUUUGAAAAAGUUUAAUAAAAAAUAUAUAAUUAUUUCUUAGGUCAAGCUGGACAGAUCAAGAAGAUACUUAAUUAUUAUCUUUAGUUAUGAAGAAUGGCAAAAAAUGGUCAAAGAUAUCUAAAGUUUUAGAUGGUAGAACUGAAAAUUAAGUUAAGAAUAGGUAAGUGUUAAUUCAAUUAUUUUUAGAUAUAAAAGUUUAGUUCAUAGAAUUUAUUAAGAAUAAGAUGAUGAUAUUGAUGAAUUAAUUGCAAUAAACUAAUAUUUGACAAAAAAAAACUUAAUAAAUUCUGAUCAAAAAAAUAUAGACAUAGAAUGUAAAUUAAUUGAUAUUCCUAAAGAUAAAAAUGAGAAAGAAAUAACACAAAAACUUUUAGUAUAAAAAGCUGAAAAGGAUAUUCUUAUUUAAGAAAAAAAAAUUGAAACUGAAAUAGAUAAAUGCGAAUAGGAUGCAGUCAAGUAGGAAAAUUAUUAUAUGUAUUUACUUUAAUAACUUAAUAAUUAAUUUUGUUUUUCAACCUAAGGAAAUUAUGAUUCAUAAAGCAUAGAAAAUAGAAGUAGCAUAUCUGAUUUGAAUCAUUUUGGAUGUUGGUUAAGUCCAGAUAUCAAAAAUAAAUUUAGUGAGUAAAAUAGAAUAUCAACUAAAAUACUACCUGACUCGCCUAAAAUAUAAGAAUAAUAAUAACAAUACAAAUAAAAUAAUUACAUAAAAGAGACAGCUACUGAAUUAAGUUUUAGUAAUGUUUAUGCAUAAACUGAUAAUCAUUUUUAAAGAUAAGAAUUUUAUUUACAGGAUGAACAAUUUCCAAAUUUAUUAGAUAUAAACUAGCAAAAUCAAUAACCAUCAUCAAUUGUUUAUUCUCCUUUAUAUUUUUAUAACAAUCAUUUCACAGUCAAAUCCCCUUUUUAAAGUCCUAUGCAAUCAUCUCCUUAAUCAUAGCAGAUUUUAGAAGAACAUAAAUAAAACGAGAUUAAAAAAUAAAAUCACUAAGUAUUUAAUUUUUAGAUUAUAAGGAUAUACAAUUUUAAUUCUUAAAUAAUAACGAUAUUAUUUCGAAUUGGAAAAAUAAGAGAAAAUAAGAUUUGUAAAAUUUAGAAGAGUGA
Messenger RNA from Paramecium sonneborni, 1671 nucleotides. The record is from the annotation of a GenBank genome assembly. NCBI's taxonomy places the organism in Eukaryota, Ciliophora, Oligohymenophorea, Peniculida, Parameciidae.